AUGAUAUUCUUGUUUCGUUGUUUAUUCGGGGUUCCUUCCUUUUUAUCAAACUGCCGAAGAAAACCAGAUUUUCUUUUACCUCCUCCUUAUUCUUUUUCUUUCAUUUUCUUUCUUUCGUUUUUUCUUUUUUUUCUUUCUCUUGUUUUUUCUCCCUCGCUUUCAUUCUUUCUUUCCUUCUUUCUUUUUGUUUGUUUCUUUCUUUCUUUCACUUGCUUUCUCUCCCACUGUUUCUUUUUCUUUGUUCCUUUUAUUUUCCGUUUCUUUUUGUUUUCUCUCCCUCUCUUGCUUUCUUUCUUUUUCUUUCUCUUUUUUACUCUUUCUUUCUUUUGUUUUCCCUGUCUCUUUCUGUCUUUCUUUUGUUCUCUCUCUCUUCCUUCCUUUCUUUCUUUCACUUGUUUUCUCUCCAUCUCUUUCUUUUUCUUUCUUUCUCUUGUUUAUUCUCACUCUUUUCUUUUGUUUUCUCUGUCUCUUUCUUUCUUUUCUUUUGUUUUCUGUCUUUCUUUCCUUCUUUUGCUCUUUCUCUCUCUCUCUCUCUUUCUUUUCUUUCUGUAUUUUUCUUUCUGUCUCUUGUUUUCUCUCCCUCUCUUUCUUUUUUCUUUCUUUCUAAAUUGCGAGUGUUGUGUGUAG
Messenger RNA from Acanthosepion pharaonis, 627 nucleotides. NCBI's taxonomy places the organism in Eukaryota, Metazoa, Mollusca, Cephalopoda, Sepiida, Sepiidae. The record is from the annotation of a GenBank genome assembly.